ACGACAUUUCAGCGAUCCACCUGACAAGCACUCUCUCUCUCUCUCUCUCUCUCGUUUCCUUGAAAUAUCGAAGCUGUGGAAGAUGCAGACACAGAUCACCUAGUUAGUAUUUUUGUGGUCUGUAGUUGUACACACGUGCAAUCCCCUGUGUUUGGCAUCUUCCAAGGUGGUGUAGCUCGAAAUCUUGGCCAUUUCUUAUCAGGGUAUUCUCUGGUUUACUUCGCUGUAAACGAGGAAUACAUGGGAUCAGAGUGAUCGGUGUCAUGUAGUAUUCUUUUGUGUGGGAAUGAACCUGGCCUUUCUGAUAAAGUUUUGAUCUCCAUUUAAAGCUAUUCAAUAAGGAAGUCAAUAAUGAGUAUUGACGUCGGGACGAGGCUCCGGUCCAUGAAAGCAGCUUCCAUGAAGCAUGAAAAUGAGAAGCAGGAUAUGCAGGGGAGCAAGAUAAAUGAUGCUGCAAAAGCAACGAGGAGUCAAGGGGCCUCCACAAAGGAGAGAAAAAUUGCAUUGCAGCAAGAUGUUGAUAAGCUCAAGAAAAAGCUUAGACAAGAAGAGAACAUUCACAGAGCUUUGGAAAGGGCUUUCAGCAGGCCUUUGGGAGCUCUACCUCGUCUUCCCCCUUAUCUCCCUGCUUAUACAUUGGAGCUUCUAGCCGAGGUGGCUGUUUUGGAAGAGGAAGUGGUUCGGCUUGAACAAGAAGUUCUGCAUUUUAGACAGGAUCUGUAUCAGGAAGCUGUCUACACAUCAUCCUCUAAAAGGAGUGGAGAGAAUUCAACCGAUUCAUAUGCCCAAUACCCGAUUCAGAAUUACAAACCAGAGCGACACAAAUUUUCAGCUCUAAAUGGGGCUGAUUCCUCGGUGUGCACAAGUAGGCAUAGACCCACUCUUUCUGAAGAUAGUAGGGGAAAAGAGUACAAAUGGUGUAAAAACUCGACAAAGAACCAAAAUGGGUCUCAAAUCCAUGAAUCCCAAACAAUAAAAACUCCAGUUAAAAGACCUGUAAUAAGCCAGAGAUCAGCAGAGAAGCGUUUGGAUCCUCAAAAUUUACAGUGUUCAAAUUUCCAGGUGGAAUGCAGAUUGAAAGAUCAAGCAAGUCUAGAAUCAAGAAUCCCCCCGGAUGAAAAGCUGUCAGGAGAUAAUUGCCCAAACAGAAUUUCUGAAAAUAUUCUGAAGUGUUUAUUGAGCAUUAUCUUGAGAAUGGGUUCGAAGAAGAAUCAUAGUAGUGCAGAAAAAUUUCCGUACUUACUGACCUUAGGAACUCGAGAAAGCAGUGAAGAAACAAAUUAUAGGGACCCUUAUAAUAUCUGUUCAGAAUAUGGAAAGAGAGAUAUUGGUCCAUAUCAUAAACUAUAUCACAUUGAAGCUAGCUCAAUCAAUCCAAAUCGAUCAGCAAGUUCUUUGUUUCUACUUCGUAGAUUGAGGCUCCUCCUGGGGAAACUUGCCUCUGUCAACAUAGAGAGCCUCACCCAUCAGGAGAAGCUAGCGUUCUGGAUAAAUAUUUACAAUUCCUGCGUGAUGAAUGCAUUCUUAGAACAAAGCAUACCGGAGAGUCCUGAGGGGGUUGUUGCUUUAAUGCAGAAGGCAACAAUAAAUGUUGGGGGACACUUGAUAAAUGCAGUAACAAUAGAGCAUUUCAUCCUGAGAUUGCCUUUCCACUCCAAAUAUCUUCACCAGACAUUUUUAGAGGGUACAAAAAACGCUGGGAAGACAUGGAGAAGCAUAGUUGGAUUGGAGUUUUCUGAGCCAUUGGUGACAUUUGCUCUAUCCUGUGGAAGCUGGUCCUCCCCUGCUGUGAGAGUGUACACAGCAUCUCAGGUGGAGAACGAACUGGAAGUGGCUAAAAGAGAGUACUUACAGGCUGCAGUUGGAAUUUCAACAACGAAAUUUGCAAUCCCAAAGCUGUUAGAUUGGUAUUUACUUGACUUUGCAAAGGACUUGGACUCAUUCCUUGAUUGGAUCUGCCUUCAAUUACCAUGUGAACUUGCAAAAGAAGCAAUUAAGUGCCUUGAGAGGGGCAAAAAGGAACCUUAUUUACAGUUUGUCCAAGUUAUGCCCUAUGAUUUCAGUUUUAGGUACCUUUUAUACUCGGAAUAAUGUAUCCUUUGUUACUUGGGAUCUGAGGGCCUUUGGGUUACAAUUUUGUUGUAUACAUAUAGCUAUAGGGUGCAUGAGAAAGCUGGUUGUAUUACUGUAUAUGGUCUCUCUGCUUGUAAGUAUUUGUGUGAGGUCAAUGUUCUCUUCACUGAGGGAGUUCUGCAUGUAGCUAUGCUUUGUGAAGAGUUGGUUCCGAAUAAAAUGGUAAUUUCAUGACUCAAGAUUUCCGACAA
Messenger RNA from Carya illinoinensis, 2324 nucleotides. RefSeq lists its product as uncharacterized. The coding region runs from base 352 to 2091 and encodes 579 amino acids. Lineage: Eukaryota; Viridiplantae; Streptophyta; Magnoliopsida; Fagales; Juglandaceae. The record is from RefSeq and is a predicted model, not a curated record. The transcript is spliced from 12 exons.